AAUAUCGCGAGAUUUGUAGAUCGGCGAGAACAGGCUGUUUCUUCCCGGGAACAGGGACGUUUCAAAUUGUCUGCCCACUUUUUUCAAAGCAAAGUGUUAACUUCGUGUCGUUUCAAUUCAAUUGUAGCUCUAGACUUUCUUCGGUUUUCAGGAAACUGGAAGCUAAACGUUUACACUCAACUCGCGGUCCCCAUCGCCUGAAUUCUACGGAUGCUAACGGGAGCUAGCUUGCUGCUGAAUUAGCAGUUGUUUGAAAACUAUCGGGUUUUUGUCCGGAAAGAAGAAUGUCGGAGGAGCAGAGGACAAGCUGGAUACUGACAUGCGCUACGAUCACUUGUGUCGUCGCUUUAUAUGUCCCCUGUGUGCAGAAGACUGUUCCCGGUGGAGACUCAGGAGAGCUGAUCACCACUGCUUGUGAGCUGGGGGUGGCCCAUCCUCCAGGGUACCCUGUCUUCACCUUACUAGCUCGUCUGGCUAUCUUUCUCCUGCCCAACCUGUCUCCAGCUCACAGUGUCAACCUGAUGAGCAGUCUGCUGGGCGCUGCAGCAAGUGGUGCCCUCUGCAUUUCUAUUAGCAGACUGACAGGUCCUGGUCCUGGAGCCGUGCUGGCUGGAGGGCUGUUUGCUGUGUCCAGGCUGAGCUGGCAGUGGUCUAUGGGCGCAGAGGUCUUCACUCUCAACAACUUUUUUGUUGGUCUGCUCUUUUUCCUCAUCACCAGCUUCCACUGUGCAGAAAAAGCCACUCAGAGGAGGAAGAUGGCAUAUUGGGGAGCACUCUGCUGUGGCUUGGGGCUCUGCAACCAGCACACCCUGGUUCUGUAUGUGCUGGUCAUCAUUCCCUGGGUCUUUUACAGACUUUACUCGCACAAGGAGCUGUCUCUGCGUGUCCUCGCGUCCCUGGGCGCGUGUUUCCUCGCUGGUUUUCUGCCAUACAUCUACCUUCCAGUGUCUUCCUACCUGAACACAGCCCGCUGGAGCUGGGGGGAUCAGACCACCCUGACAGGCCUGCUGACCCACCUGCUGAGAGCUGAAUAUGGCACCUUCAGUCUCGCGAAGACUGAGAGCUCUGUAAACUUGACUACAAUGCUGAAGGCCCAGUUGGACCACUGCCUGGCAGACCUUUCGCUUCCCGUUCUGGCUCUUGCAGGAGUGGGCCUUCUCCUCUCCUCGUGGGACAGGAUGUGUCGCUCAGUGGCCUGGUUCACUGCCAUGCUUGUGGUGUACUCGCUGUUUUUUGCUUGGAGAGCCAACCUUGACAUCAGCAGACCCCUUCUCCUUGGAGUCGUUGAGCGAUUCUGGCUCCAGAGCGAUGCUGCAGUGUGUGUGCUGGCAGGCCUCGGCUUGAGCCGGACACACACAGAGCUGGAGAGGAGGCUGGGAUGUGGGGGGCUGUGGAGGAACUCAGGCUGGGUGCUCACCAUGGGUCUAUUGGCACAUAUGGUGCACACCAAUCACAGGGAGUGUGAUCUGAGCAGAAACAGUGUAGUGGAGAGGUUCGGCAGGGAGCUUCUGGCUUCUGUCCCAAAUGACUCGAUCAUCCUGACCAGAGGAGAUCUGCCUGGAAACUCGCUGCGCUACUUAUACUACUGUGAGGGGGUUCGUCCCGAUGUCCGUCUCGUCGACCAGGAGAUGAUGACAUACAGUUGGUAUGUUGCCAAGCUGGCACAGCACCACCCAGGGGUCCACUUUCCUGGCCGCUGGUGGGACCCAGUCCACCCUGAGGGGAAAGACACCUUCAAUCUGGAGCAGUUUCUUCUGCACAACACGCAGAGGGAUGUUGUCGCCUGCAUUGGGCUGUCUGAAGGAGACCCUAGCUGGGAGCAUAGUUUCUCCCGUUGGCCGUGGGGUGUGUGUGACGUCUUGGUGCCAGCUCAGAGGCAGUUUCACCCUGAAAGGUGGGCGAAGAGGACUCGGAACAUGUACAACUGGACGGAACCACAUGAAAGUUUCCAUCCUGCGUCCUGGGAGCAUGUCGCUAAUGAGGAGAUGUGGCAAGCCAGGAUGAAGACGGCUUUCUUUCUGUUUGACCUGGCUGAAAGGAUUCAGGGAGAGGGGAGCGCUCGCCUCUUUGAGCUGUCUUACACUCUGUAUAAGGAGAUUGUUGAGGCCCACUCAGACUACCCUCCUAACUGGGACAAGAACUUGGCUCUGGCCUGCGAGAGGCUGCUCCACUCCGGUCAAAGGGGGCACAGUCCAGACAGCCUGCUGACCUGCAGCACCGAGCACUUUAGUCUCUACUUAGAGAAGGAAGCUACAGAUCCCCAGGCACCCGCCAUUCGCUCAGCCAUUACUCACCUGGUCAAAGAGAGAGACAGACUCCGCCAGAGCCAGAGGCCAGCCCCUUAACAAUAUCCAGAGAGACCUCCACAGAGCUGGAACACUGAAAGCAGGAGCCUAGCUGAAAUGCUAGACACCAGGGAUGAGUCUGAAUGUUCCUCCUCCCAGGAAUGAUGAUAAUAAUAGGUGGCAGUCCAGUUUUGUGCUGAAGUUUUGGCCAAAUGUAAAUGGUCAAAUUGGAAUUAUGAGUUGCUGCUGCAGAAUAACUGGUUUCUAGAAAUUCAGCACAUCUCUGCACAAAGGACAAAAAACUUCCUCUCAGCCGUGCUUCAUUUAACAAAGUUUGACCAGAGACAGAGCUUGACUUUAGGUAGCCUUGGCUGACCCCAAUCAAGCUAUGCCUGCUCCCCUUUAACUCAACCUUUCGAUUGCUUUAUCGUUGCAUCUUUCCUUUUUUCCUUUCCUCCUCUGCUCUCACAGCUUUUAAUGUGCUGAUUAUUCUGCCUCCGCCACUGCUCUAGUUCUCUUUUUCUCACAUUAGGACGGCAGGGCCGAGAUUGAGGGAAAACCAAUUUGGGGGCAGAAAUGGGGGAUUAGAGCGGCUGUUUAAUCUAGGACAGACUUGUGCAGUGCCACACAGUCCCCACUCCGCAUAACCAGCACUACCCACCCACCCACCCACUCACCCACCCCUCUAUCCUUCCAUCAGUCCAUCUAAGAUGGUCCUUUAAAUGUUUAAAACUAAUGGAUUUCAUGAGUUUUUUUCCCUCUCUUCCUUCCUAACAGGAGGGCUGUAAUCCUUCAUGGAUUUAAAUGAAAUGUGAAAUGUCACAAUGCCAGGGACCCUUUUAGAGGUGCGUUUUUGUGUGUGAUGAUUUGUGUUUGUGUGUGAACAUACUUAAAUCUCCACCCAGGCCCUUUCACUGCCCGAAUGGCACAUAAGCAUUGUCGAUAAACAGAUCGGCACACGGAAAAGCAGAGUGCUUUGAUCGUCAUAGAGGCACAAAGUCAUGCAAACUCCAGGGACACAAGUAGACACGCAAGACCAUCCGCCUCCCAGCUCGCAGGAAAAUGGACUUUUAUCCCUGUGAGUGCUGCUGAAGAGACAACAUGGCACGCAAACACAUAGAGCAGAGCCUCUCGUCUUUGACGUGUUCUCAGGGUCCAAAACUUUAAUUACACACCGUUUUUGUUGAUAUUUGUGAUGAUGUUAAUGAACCUUCUGCUGUGGAAGCUAUUAUGCAGAGGUUGUAUGUUCCAUAAGCUUUCUUAAAACUCUGCUCAAUGAGCCGGCUCUCUGAGAUACUUCUAGAAAGCGAAGGACAGUUUUUGCACGUGGAGUUUUCUCAGAAUGUAAUCUGCCCUGUCUGUUCGCAGGAAUGGUUAGCGGCUGUCAGCUGGCUGGAUGAUGAGAUUCGACCUGCUGUAGCACAGAUGGUCUGGUUUCACAUAAAAAGGGACAACUUUCCCUCUGCUUUCUACUGAGAAAUAUGUCAAUAAAGAUGAUGUUUAUUUUAA
Messenger RNA from Labrus bergylta (ballan wrasse), 3794 nucleotides. RefSeq names its product transmembrane protein 260 (gene tmem260). NCBI's taxonomy places the organism in Eukaryota, Metazoa, Chordata, Actinopteri, Labriformes, Labridae. The record is from RefSeq and is a predicted model, not a curated record.